CAGCCGGCUCUUGCGGGAGCCCACGUUGCGCGCCCCGCGCGGACCCCGCGGCGGGUUUUACCGUUAACGGCCGGUGGCUGCAGCCCGCCGCGCCCGCCCCGCCAAUCUGCUAGGUCUAUACAAACUAAACUUUUAGAAAAUGAAUGAACUUAAAUUUAAAUAUCAAUAUAUACCACCAGUGACUGUGCAUUUACCUGAGGAAAUCACCACAUCCAAGCUAUCUUCCUCCUCUGUGGAGGGCUUUGAAGCUCAAAUUGCAAGUCUAGUAGAAAUGUUUCUUGUAGAGGUCUACAGGUGUAAGCUUUGCCAAUUCACCAGCAGCAUAAAAAACAAAAUCAAGACACAUGUAUUUAACAUUCAUGAACAGGAUGGAUGCCACCCUAGUUCUGAAUGCCAGGAAAUUAGUACAGAUCCAGAUGAAAAUGAUUCCUAUAGUAUUGGAGAUGAAAUAAGUCAAGAAAACAAAGAGAAUGAAGAGAAUCUGGAGAAAAUGUCUUUCCUAUUGCCCAUGUACAGAAUGCUUCAUAACAUGAGUCCUGAAUGCUGUGAUAUAAACCUAGAUAAUCAUAGUGUCAGUACCCAUGCACCCAAUGCAUGCGAUGUAAAUACACUGUUUGAAGAAGAAUCUGGACAAUUCCAUCUGGAGGAAUCCUGUCCUAUGGUAUCUAAUCAACUGUCUGCCUAUUCAUCAGACCUCACAGAAUCUAAAAAAAGCAAGGAGGAUGAAGAAGCUCAGUCUGAACAUCUAUUGUCUCUUGGUUUGUGCCGCAUUUCUAGUGUGAAAUCUCUAGUCAUGGAACAAAAAGUGCCCAAACUAGGCCCAAAACAGGAAAUGGGUAGAAGUCAGAAAAGAGAGACAACUGACAAAAAUAACUUGUCUCAACCACUGAAAGAUAUUUAUUCCCUAAAAAGCAGUGAUAAAAGACAUCUAUGCGCCUCUUGUGACCAGAAGUUUGUGUCCAAAGAUGCCCUUGAAACACAUGCCAAAUGUCAUAAUGGAAAUCAAGGAUUCCAAUGUCUUUACUGUAAUUUCAGUGUGACUGAGUGGAGUUUAAUGGAGAAACACUUAAAAUCUCAUAAGAGGGGGAGGAAAAGGAACUACCGGUGCCUAACAUGUGAAAAAGUUUUUAUGACUCAAAGUGCCUGGAAAGUGCACAAAGAGAGCCACCACAGGAGGCAAGGCAGUCUUCAGCAUCCAGAGAGCACAACCCUUUAUGAGACUGAACUAGUGGAAAACCUCCCCUUGGCCUGCCAUCAUGAAGAUAGCGAUUGGCCUAAGGUCCACAAACAUCUGAAUAGUACCCAUGAGUAUAAUGCCAAACCACAUCCAUGUACUGAGUGUGAAAAAAAGUUCUUCAGAAUAACAGAUUUGAAGAAGCAUAUGUCCAAACACAAGAAAGCCAGGCCCUUUCUUUGUUCAUUAUGUGACCAGACAUUCAAAUACAGACGUCAGAUGAGCAGGCAUCAUAAGCAUGUACAUCAGAAACUGAAUAUAAAAGAGAGAAAAAAAAGAAAGAAAGCAGAGGUUAGCCUCAUUUAUUCAGGCACAGAAGCCACAGCCAGAACCAGGAAAAAUGCUGAUGAAUUUACCUGCAAAAUUUGCAACAGGAAAUGUUCCUCCAAAUUGGCCUUGCAGAGACAUAUGGGUAUACACGCAGGAGUUAAGCCCUUCCAUUGCCAGCACUGUGACUAUAAAACAAGACUGAAGGCUUCAUUGAUACAACACAUGCGGAUCCAUACUGGUGAAAAACCUUUUAAGUGUGAAAUUUGCUCAUAUGCCUCAAUUGAUGCCAGUUCCCUACGAAGACAUUUUAGGACUCACACAAGGGAGAGACCCUACAAAUGCCAGCUUUGUUCAUAUAGUAGCAUCCAGAAGAAGAGCCUGGACCUUCACGUACGACGACACCAUACGGGCGAGACAUUUGGCUGUAGUUUUUGCUGUUAUUCUUCUCCUGAUAAGCAGCUCCUUCGGAAACACAUUAAAAAGUAUCACCUCAAUUUGGAAACUCCAAUGGCUGACACUUAGCCAAACCUGACUCUCAAACUAUUUCCAGUGGAUCGCUGGAUCCAUUAAGUCCAUAAUUUCCCUUGUGGAAGUCUUUCCAAAAGGGAUGCCAUUAUAACACUCUCAAAUCAUUACUAAUUUCAUUAUGACCAGAGGGAGUACCUUUGUCAAGGCACUGAAGAGAUCAGGAUUCAUGACUAAUUAUACAACUGAACUGUGGACUUUACAGAUUGCUUAGUGGGAGUGCAGCAUAGAGGAAGAACACUACUAAUUGGACUCUGAAGAGAUCUAACUUUGAGUUUAGGCUCUGACGUCUGAUAGCUUUGGGACCCUGAACAAGUUAUAAUCUCUCUGAGCCUCAGUUUCCUUAUCUGUAAAAUGGAGCUAAUACUUGCACUAUAUGCCUCACAGAGUUAUUGUGAGGAAAUUGCUUUUUAAAACUUAGAUUGAUAUAUAAAAUGUGAGUUUUCUUCAUGAUAUGUAAUUCUCUGCUAUUAGCAUCUUAGCAUGCUCUGAGUUCUAAAGAAAAUGGUAGAACAGUAUUAAGUAGCUUCCCUUCCCCCUUUAAUACCUCCUGCUGCUUUGUGGAGUAGUUUGAAAGGUAAAAUGGGAACUAAUCAAAAUGCCAAUUUGAUAGUAUCAACCUCCCAGGGCUGUUAUUUAAAGUAAUAAAUGGUCAGGCUACAUUUAUUAUUAGCAUGAUUUUCUUCCUCAUCCUAUCAGAGUGAAAAAGAUAUAUAAGAACCCUUGAUUAGUUAUGUUCUAACCAAUUUAUCAUAUGCAGAUUAUUCACUUUGCUCAGGUAGUAAAAUAGUAAAUGCCCAAAGCAUGCUAUCAGAAACAUCCAAUAAAUCUGCUUUAACAAACUAAGUGGUCUCCUUCCAUUAUAUAUU
Messenger RNA from Gracilinanus agilis (Agile Gracile Mouse Opossum), 2898 nucleotides. Its product is annotated as oocyte zinc finger protein XlCOF6-like. The transcript has 7 exons. Lineage: Eukaryota; Metazoa; Chordata; Mammalia; Didelphimorphia; Didelphidae. The record is from RefSeq and is a predicted model, not a curated record. Gene Ontology annotation, molecular function: RNA polymerase II cis-regulatory region sequence-specific DNA binding; DNA-binding transcription factor activity, RNA polymerase II-specific. Bases 140 to 2026 code for a protein of 628 amino acids. Gene Ontology annotation, biological process: regulation of transcription by RNA polymerase II. Gene Ontology annotation, cellular component: nucleus.